Molecule: messenger RNA, 330 nt
Organism: Boleophthalmus pectinirostris (great blue-spotted mudskipper)
Lineage: Eukaryota; Metazoa; Chordata; Actinopteri; Gobiiformes; Gobiidae
Product: histone H4
Exons: 1
Coding region: 19-330 (103 amino acids)
Biological process (GO): nucleosome assembly
Cellular component (GO): nucleosome
Molecular function (GO): protein heterodimerization activity; DNA binding; structural constituent of chromatin
Source: RefSeq, a predicted model, not a curated record
CGUCACACAGAAGCAGUCAUGUCUGGCAGAGGAAAGGGAGGCAAAGGUCUGGGGAAAGGAGGCGCUAAGCGUCACCGUAAAGUUCUCCGUGAUAACAUCCAGGGCAUCACCAAGCCCGCUAUCCGCCGUCUGGCUCGCCGUGGCGGUGUCAAGCGUAUCUCCGGUCUGAUCUACGAGGAGACUCGCGGUGUGCUCAAGGUUUUCCUGGAGAACGUUAUCCGUGAUGCCGUCACCUACACCGAACACGCCAAGAGGAAGACCGUGACCGCCAUGGACGUGGUGUACGCCCUGAAGAGACAGGGCCGCACUCUGUACGGCUUCGGAGGUUAA